Malus domestica (apple) is the source of this 1143-nucleotide messenger RNA. RefSeq lists its product as uncharacterized. Lineage: Eukaryota; Viridiplantae; Streptophyta; Magnoliopsida; Rosales; Rosaceae. Gene Ontology annotation, molecular function: RNA-DNA hybrid ribonuclease activity; nucleic acid binding. The record is from RefSeq and is a predicted model, not a curated record.
AUGCCGGUGAUGGUAGGGGAGUUGUUUGAGCAUUCUACGGGAUCGUGGAAAAAGGAGUUGGUACUUAACUAUUUUGAAGAGGAGGAAGCAAAACUUAUACUGGGGUUGCCUAUUAGUUUAGAUGGUUGUCAUGAUAAACUAAUUUGGCAUUAUUCUAGGAAUGGAGAGUAUACGGUCAGAAGUGGCUAUGGAGUGGCUAUGGAUCUUCAAGCGAAUGGGGAAUUGGAUAGGAAGGGUACGGGAAUGGGAAGUAGGAGUAUGGUGUCUGACCGUGUUUGGCAGGAUAUUGAUGUGGAUGCCGUCAAAGGGGUGGAUUUUCUGGAAAGUUGGAAGAAGAUUGUAGCACGGUUUAAGGAUGAAGCUGUUAAACUGUCCCACAUCGAGUGGGACCGGCCCAGCGAUCCAAAAAUUCUAACAGAAGCGGUAAAAGACGAGCUGUUACAGGAAGUUGUUUUUGGCCUUUCGAGAAUAUGGAAAUGUCGGAAUGCAUUGGUUUUUGAAGGUACAUAUAGAACUCCAAAGGAUGCGAUCGUUUUAUCACGAAGCCAUAUUCAAGAGUUUAGAAAUGCCCAGCCAGAAAAGACAAGGGAGAAGGAGCGCUGCUGGAAACCUUCAACGUCGGUUUUUGCUGGACAACAAGUUCGAUGGAAACGUCCUAGUUUUGGGACUUUGAAAAUUAACUGUGAUGGGGCAUGGCGUGGGAAAUCAAUGUUAGGUGGCUAUGGGUGGGUGCUGCGAGAUUUUGCGAGACUUUUGCACAUGGCUGGUAGGGUGAGAGGUGAGUUUUUCAAUGAUGCAGCUAUGGUGGAAGCGGCUGCAAUUCGUGCAGCUUUGGUGGUAUGUAGGGACAUGCAUUAUGAAAUGGUAGAGAUAGAGUCUGACGCUCUCUCUCUUAUCAACAUGAUAAAUGGGGAAUGCUCAAUUGAUGCAAAUUUGGAAUGCUUCAUUUUUUAUAUUCAGAAUUUGGUGUCUCAGAUUAGAGAGGUGAAGUUUAUGCAUGUUCAGCGAAGUGGCAACCUCGCUGCCCAUGCAAUGACUUCUUAUGCUACCUGGCAUGGUGGUUCGUUCAUGUGGAAUGCUUAUGAUUCUGAAUUUCUUUUUAAUAUUCUUGCAGAAGAUGUAAACGUUUCUAUUAUAAUUUAA